This is a messenger RNA of Boleophthalmus pectinirostris (great blue-spotted mudskipper), 2899 nucleotides long. RefSeq names its product retinoid x receptor, beta b (gene rxrbb). Lineage: Eukaryota; Metazoa; Chordata; Actinopteri; Gobiiformes; Gobiidae. The coding region runs from base 210 to 1490 and encodes 426 amino acids. The record is from RefSeq and is a predicted model, not a curated record. Gene Ontology annotation, molecular function: retinoic acid-responsive element binding; nuclear receptor activity; zinc ion binding. The transcript has 11 exons. Gene Ontology annotation, cellular component: RNA polymerase II transcription regulator complex; nucleus. Gene Ontology annotation, biological process: positive regulation of transcription by RNA polymerase II; retinoic acid receptor signaling pathway; response to retinoic acid.
GUGGUCCCUCAGACAUUUUGGCUCAGGCACUGGCACAGAGCCAUCAUGGCCUGUAAACAACAACAGCCCUCAGUGAAGCAGACUGGCUGUGAGCGCUAGCCGUCUGAGGCUCGGUCUAAACGGAAACAACCGAGAUUAAAAUGUGUCGAAUGAUUUGUUGUUGAGAACCUUCAGACGGGCCCUUGCUCUCCUCUGGUAGUGUCCUCACCAUGUCCUCACAGCAGAACAGCUCAGGGUCCAACAGCCCCACCAACCUCCUGGGUUCUCCUUUCUCAGUCAUAAGUCCCGCUCUGAAUUCACCCCUGGUAUCACCCUCUUUAGGAUUCGGACCUAUUAGCAACUAUCAGCUGGGUUCUUCAGCUUCUGCAUCAGGGAUGCACUCCAUCAGCAGCUCGGAGGAUGUGAAGCCUCCUUUUGGCCUGCGUCCUGGACCACCUCACAGUCCUGGGAUCAUGAUGUCCCAGAAACGCCUUUGUGUUAUCUGUGGAGACCGCUCCUCUGGCAAGCACUAUGGUGUAUACAGCUGUGAAGGCUGUAAAGGAUUUUUCAAGCGGACUGUGCGCAAAGAUCUGAGUUACACUUGCAGGGAUAACAAAGAGUGCCUGGUAGAUAAACGCCAGCGGAACCGAUGCCAGUACUGCCGCUACCAGAAGUGCCUUGCCAUGGGCAUGAAGAGGGAAGCUGUGACCGCAGCGGUCCAGGAGGAGCGCCAGAGGAACCGUGAACGUGAGGGAGAGUUUGAGUUCAGUAUGUCUGUGAAUGAGGAAAUGCCCGUGGAGAAAAUCCUGGAGGCAGAGACAGCAGUGGAGCACAAGACAGAGCUUCACUCUGAUGCAGGCUCCUCUCCCCAUGAUGCUGUGACCAACAUCUGCCAGACAGCAGACAAACAGCUGUAUGCCCUGGUGGAGUGGGCAAAAAGAAUCCCCCAUUUCUCUGAGCUGCCCCUUGAUGACCAGGUCAUUCUCCUUCGUGCAGGGUGGAAUGAGCUCCUGAUCGCCUCAUUUUCCCACCGGUCCAUUGCUCUUAAAGAUGGAGUUGUUCUGACCUCUGAGCUGCAGCGUGACAGUGCACAGAGUGGUGGAGUUGGAGCCAUUUUUGACAGGGAGAGUGUGCAGAGUGCUGAAGUUGGUGCCAUAUUUGACAGGGUUCUCACUGAGCUUGUCAAUAAAAUGAGAGAUAUGCAAAUGGAUAAGACGGAGCUAGGCUGCCUCAGAGCAAUUGUUCUUUUCAACCCAGAUGCUAAAGGACUUACCAACACCAGCGAGGUGGAGCUCCUUAGGGAAAAGGUCUAUGCAUCAUUGGAGGCCUAUUGCAAACAGAAGUAUCCAGAGCAGCAGGGAAGGUUUGCUAAGCUACUUCUUCGACUGCCUGCACUGCGCUCCAUUGGCUUGAAGUGCUUGGAGCAUCUUUUCUUCUUCAAGCUGAUUGGCGACACACCUAUCGACACUUUCCUAAUGGAAAUGCUUGAAGCUCCCCAUCAGUUGUCUUAGGUUGAAACAGAGGCUUACUGUGGUUAGGUUUAGAUGGCUGAAGUCUGGGAGGCUGGAGUGGGACUGGAGUGGCACUUUAAGUUCUUUGAACAUUUGUCAGUGUGUCUCACUGCUGUCUGGGUUACACUUUUGUAGUGCAUCACAGAUUUGCUCUUCAGAUCAAACCCAAGGCUUGGCAUAAUCUACAAUCUGGUGCUAUAACCUUACGCGCAACUAUGCUUACAAAAGUAUUUUUUAAAAACAACGUAACAAAUUUCCUUCAAAUGAGCAGAAAUUUGGAAUUACUUUUUUAUAAACAUUUUUAGAUGCGUCAAAAUUGAGUUUCGGUUAUUGUGACGGAACUACAAAACCUAUUUUUAAAGCUCAACUUAACCAGAUAAGUAAAUAUGCAUGAAAAAGCAGUCUCUACUUUGUAAUGUAAAACUAGAUUUUAACCAAACAUAAGCUGUGAUCUGUAGGAAUGUGCAGCUCAGUUUACAGCAGAUGAAAGAACCAUGCUAACAGUGACAAGUCAAUCACUCAUUUUGUCAAAUGCAGCUUGUCUUGAUCUUGGAUCAUCAGCUUUAUAUGUCUGGUAAAACUAUACAGUUAGAUGUUUACUUCGCCGUUUCUCAAUCUAAUCACUUUAUGGCUAAUUAGACUGCACUGCACACCUGCUACUUUCUAUUUUUAAAACUUUCUUUAAAAACACUUGCUCACUAAAUGAUGUGAGAGUGUUUGCCUUUUGGUGCUAUUUCAGGAUAUAAUUUGACAUCCAGAUGCAUAGAGCAAAAUGCACUAUGAACCAAAACUAUAUAAGAAAAUAUGCAAAAAAAAAAAGAAUCCCUUUGUUAAUCUUUGUUGAAAUGUAGCAAUAUAAAAUGUAAAAAGCUUUCUGCCUGUGAGUCUUUUCAGGGGUUUUCCAAAUCCAAUCAUGUCUGGUGGAAAGGGAAUUUCAGUUUUAUAAUGAUCUCUACACCUCUAAGGUACUGUGCAAACAUAAUUGUUCAGGGACAUUGUAGAUGGGAAACUGAUGAAAAAAUGAUUAGGAGAUAAAAUAUAUUUGAAACCCUUGCCCUUGGUUUUAGUUAGUGUAAAGCAGAACAUGUCUUGGAUUGCACUGGAUUUGCUGAGACAGUUUCAGCUGAUUUUCUUUUGUGUGCUUUUUUAAUGCUCAGUUGUAUUUCCUACUUUUGGGCCCUUUAUAGGUAGCUGUCUUGUUCAUUAUGUCUCUGCGAUUUAUUCAAGCAAAUCAUAAUCACCCUUAGAUCCAUAACACCUGUGGAUAAAUAGGAAUUUCAAACACAAGGUUUUUGUGACAGCCGCACAUCAACACGAGCUGAACUGAGAAACCUGUCAUCAGCCGCCAUUUGCUCAAGUGACUUGAAGCAUGGGUUGUAUGGACUAAAAAUAAAGAGGCUUAACUUUUA